Messenger RNA from Panicum hallii, 715 nucleotides. RefSeq names its product abscisic stress-ripening protein 1-like. Bases 159 to 485 code for a protein of 108 amino acids. The transcript is spliced from 2 exons. The record is from RefSeq and is a predicted model, not a curated record. NCBI's taxonomy places the organism in Eukaryota, Viridiplantae, Streptophyta, Magnoliopsida, Poales, Poaceae.
GUUGAUUCUUCGUCCCGUCUCGUUUAAUUUCGUCCUAUAAAUACCCGGUGGUUUCCCGGUUCAUAUCCAUCACCACAAGAAGCUCGAUCGAUCGGCGGCUUUCCAGUUUUCCCCCCGACCUAAGAGAUAAACAGGCAGCUGAUCAUCACCCGGAGCAAAUGGCUGAGGAGAAGAAGCACCACCACCACCUGUUCCACCGCCACAAGGACGGCGAGGAGGAGGGGAGCGCCGGCGGCGAGGUGGACUACGAGAAGAAGGAGAAGCACCACAAGCACCUGGAGCAGCUCGGCGGGCUCGGCGCCAUCGCCGCCGGCGCAUACGCCAUUCACGAGAAGCACAAGGCGAAGAAGGACCCCGAGAACGCGCAGGGGCACAGGGUGAAGGAGGAGGUGGCGGCGGUGGCGGCGCUGGGCGCGGCCGGGUUCGCGUUCCACGAGCACCACCAGAAGAAGGACGCCAAGAAGCACGCCGCCGCCGACAACUGACGAUGGGGUGAUGGCUUCGCUGCUUGUGUCGUGUUUCGUGAUUGCGAGAUUAUUGUUUCGUCGCCGUUCUUCUUCUUCCUCCUCUUGCGCUCUCGAUCGAUCCGUAAAAUAAUUGUCCGUGCGUGUCAGCUUGCUCCUCGCAGCAGCUCCGAUCCCUGCUUUGUGUAAUAUUUUUUUCGACGAAUGCUCGUGUAAUAUGUGUACUAGUACAUGCAUCGUUCUUAGUACUA